This is a messenger RNA of Exaiptasia diaphana, 1612 nucleotides long. Its product is annotated as stimulated by retinoic acid gene 6 protein-like. Bases 918 to 1370 code for a protein of 150 amino acids. The record is from RefSeq and is a predicted model, not a curated record. Gene Ontology annotation, molecular function: retinol transmembrane transporter activity; signaling receptor activity. Lineage: Eukaryota; Metazoa; Cnidaria; Anthozoa; Actiniaria; Aiptasiidae. The transcript is spliced from 5 exons.
GCUUUGUAUUAUCUCUCGAGCUCUAGAGUUCAGUAAGUAGUUUUAAGUAAUUAGAUACAAAUAUUCUACAAAGGCUUUUUUGUUCACUAGUGAGGAGUUUCCGGUCUAUAGGGGUCUACAAAGUUCAUUGUCUCAGAGAUUUGUUGCUUUAUCGACAAUACUAUAUCAGAUUUAAAAAUCUUGGCCAGUCGAUUCAUCUCCGAUCUUACACAAACAAAUAGGGUAGCAAACUUUAGACUAUAAUUUCCACAUACUACUUGUCGAGUGGGCCUCGUAAUGCAGAAUGUAUUUCGUGUCGUCGCGGAUGACAGCUUUGUCUCUUCCGCUUCAUGGAAUUUGCUCUGCAUAAAGUCCUAGCAUACAUUUGAUACACAAGCAUGCUGCUGGGAAUGUUUAAAAAGAUUUUCAUUUUGAUGCAGCAUAUAUCAGGCCAUAGCUUACAUCAUCUUGACAUCAUGACUCUUGAUCUUUAGUUGACAAAACAAACAUGAACAAAAGAAUUGAAAACUAGGCUACGGGAAACAGAGAAUACUUUUCCCCCUGUAGAGCCAAGUCUUCAGUCUAGUCAGUUGUUUUGUGUGAGACCAUUUAACAAAAAAUACCGAAUUCUUACACUGUUACAUGAGCUUGAGAAAGACGAUCAAUCGAGUUCAGUGUCUCUAUGGGUUGGCCAUCAUUUCUGAAUACAUGUGUUUUGACAUUUCUGUAAUUUAGUCAUCACUUUUUGUGAAACCAUAGAAGUCUUUGAAUACAAUGAUUUCUCAUUUCAAGAUGUUUAGUGGAUGGAUACUCUUACACUGUAGGGAUGCUAGUAUGUGCGGUGAGUAUUGUAAAGUCUUGUGAAUAUCACUUUAAUAGGAGGACACAGUUUUGAAAAUUAAAAUAGUAAUCCAGGAUUGCUACAUGGAGGGGUUCAGAUGCUAAUCAUGGUUGUGUUGAGUUUCAUGAAGAAAAGAGUGCAAUUAAGACCUGACCUAUGGAAUGGUCGACCUGGAUUACCCAUACCAGUCAACUUCCUGGGAAAAGAGAGGAACAGGUUGAUUAUUGUACUUGCUUUUGGUGCUACAACAUCUUCAUUUUUCGUAAUAUUUUACGAAUCCUUUUUGAAUAUAAGUGAUUUCGCUAUCGUCAAGAAUAUUCCAAAUACUCCGUACGGAAAAGCUUUUAAAGGGGUUUUAGCGACUACAAUAUAUGGAAUCAUCAACUAUCCAUAUUUUGCCUGUCUUAACGCCGAGUACAGUUUGAUUGGUUACAUCAUGGGUCUUCUUUACACCUUAAUUAGGUGCACUGUUCACUUGGUGAUUUACUUGGGCUGCUCAUUGCAAACUCAACAAGAUGUAAGUAUGUACACCACUAGUCGCACACUAUAGUGAUCCGCUUGUCGUGGUUCGCGAUGCUUUUCUCGUGUUCUCCAAACAUAGACCAGCGCCGAAAUACGCCCCGGAACACCCCGGAACGUGUUCGGAAUAUCCCGGAACGUGCUCGGAACGUGCAUACUGUUCCGUCAGUGUUCUGUCUUUGCAUUCACACCAAAUAUCCUGCAUGGCUUGAUAUGUUAUGGUGUCGGAAAAAACCGUCGGAUAUUCUCAAGUUGAAUAGAUCUAAAUAUUAC